GGAGAACUCCCACAAACUUACGGACGUGACGAGGCGCUUCACCGAACUCGCCCUCAACGCACAACAUUGCUUAAGUUCAGAACAUAUCUGUUCUCUCCGCCUAGCGGUGUCUCUCACAAAUGGCCGAGGGACAUCCCAACCCAACAACAGUCAAGGACACUCUAUAUGACCCCAAACCUUCCCUGCGCUACGCCUCUGCUGUUGGCUUACAAGCCGCUGGCGUCGGUGCUCUCGUCAGUGCCGUUCAAAAUGCACUUGGUACACAUACCAGCGGUGCAUCAGGUUUCCUGACGCGGUAUGGAGGAACCAUUGGUAUCUUCGCGGCCAUGGGUGCGACGUUCGCCCUGACAGAGUCAGUGGUCGCGAAUACGCGGGAAAAGGACGACGCUCUGAACGGUGUCGCUGGUGGAUGUGCAGCUGGUUUCUUGGCAGGCAUCCGAGGCAAGUACACCAACCUUCGCGUCUCUUCGAUUGAUUAUGAAUGUUUGCUUUUCGUAGCCCGAUCGUUACCCAUGGCUGUAGCCUCUUGUGCUGUACUCGGCACAGCAGUUGGCAUCUUUGACUACGGUGGCAAGGAUAUUACAGGUAUCAGCAGUAAAGAGACCCUUGAGGAGAGGAGGAGAAGGUUCUUCAAGCAUCCACCCCCGUCGCUGGUGCCACCACCACCUUCGGACCCUUCAGAUUAAUUCUCCAAUAGAUGUGGCUUUCUGAUCAUCUGAACAUACUCAUCAUAUUCUUCCGCCCGACGCGUGCUACAAUGUUACAAGUGAUAGUGGAAUGCACAACGUACUGGAAAGAAAUGUAGCGCAAUAUUAAGUGAACAAGAUCGAGAAAGUGAGUAGAGGUGACGCGUAAGAAGAUUCUCAAUAUAAUAUAGUGCACGCAUUCAGUCAUGUUGACUGCUUCAUAUGCCAUUAAUUACCCCAUACCCGUAACUGUAUUUGGCGGUGCCUCCGAGUCUACUUGUAAAUCCAUAAGCCUCCUGACCUCG
This is a messenger RNA of Somion occarium, 991 nucleotides long. NCBI's taxonomy places the organism in Eukaryota, Fungi, Basidiomycota, Agaricomycetes, Polyporales, Cerrenaceae. The record is from the annotation of a GenBank genome assembly.